Ruditapes philippinarum (Manila clam) is the source of this 648-nucleotide messenger RNA. RefSeq lists its product as uncharacterized. The record is from RefSeq and is a predicted model, not a curated record. Bases 1 to 648 code for a protein of 215 amino acids. Lineage: Eukaryota; Metazoa; Mollusca; Bivalvia; Venerida; Veneridae. The transcript has a single exon.
AUGAUUGCGACAACAGACCAAACAAAAAGUAUCUCUAUCAAAGUACUCGGAAAAACAUGGGAUACAAAAAACGACACACUUACUCUAAAUGAAUCAUCUGUGUCGAGUGAUGAAAGCAUUUUGACAAAACGUAUGAUUUUAAAGCAGAUUGCAUCUGUUUUCGAUCCUCUAGGAUUGUUGUGUCCAGUUGUGCUGGAAGGAAAGAUCCUUCUGCAAUCAAUAUGGAAGAACAAAUAUGAUUGGGAUGAUUUAAUAGAGGAUGAUGACAUUAGUGAAAUUUGGUCAACUGUGAAAAGUGAUAUAAAAUCGAUUUCUGAUUUUAAAAUACCUCGAUCCGUUUCACUGCAGAAAUACGACGAAGAUACAGAAUACAGAUUGUUGUGUUUUUGUGAUGCUUCUGCAAAGGCAUAUGCUACGGCAAUAUAUUUACAUCAGAAAAGCAAGUUAGAAACAAAAGUUGAUUUAGUGUUUGCUAAAAGUAGGCUUGCGCCUUUGAAAGAAAUAACUACCCCAAGGUUAGAAUUAAUGGCAGUUUUGAUAGGAGUACGCUGUUUGAUAUUCGUGAGUAAUCAGCUACAGUUAAACAUCAAAGAAAAAUACUUAUGGACAGAUUCUAAGUGUGUUCUUCACACAUUCACACAUUCUUAA